GCGCUCAAGAUAUCAAUCCUCCAAUCAGUCGCUAUAUCUCAGUUCAUCCCUGUCCUGGGAAUUAAAGGAUCUGGCACCCAGCUCCUCGUUUAUCACCGACAAGUAAACAUGGUGUCUGACCAGAACGGAGCCAGUAGCAGAAGCGACAGCCCAGAGUUCACCAUCGACUAUGAUGAAUCGAGACCAUAUAUCCAGGAGUACCAGAAACCUCCCAAGUUCAGUACGGGAGAGAAAGUUUGGUACCGGCAGACCAGGGACUCCUCACUCGAAGGCCCGUUCGUAGUAGCCUCGGUCUCUUCUGAGGGUAAAUAUCUUCUGGCCUGUGAUGAUCCGGAUAAACCAGAGACUGCCAAAGAUGGGAUGGAGAUUGAUGAGGAGCACCUACAAUCCGUUGAGGCAUAG
Messenger RNA from Fusarium keratoplasticum, 402 nucleotides. RefSeq lists its product as uncharacterized. The coding region runs from base 109 to 402 and encodes 97 amino acids. The record is from RefSeq and is a predicted model, not a curated record. Lineage: Eukaryota; Fungi; Ascomycota; Sordariomycetes; Hypocreales; Nectriaceae. The transcript has 3 exons.